This is a messenger RNA of Hermetia illucens (black soldier fly), 1502 nucleotides long. Its product is annotated as WW domain-containing protein tag-325-like. The record is from RefSeq and is a predicted model, not a curated record. The coding region runs from base 276 to 1289 and encodes 337 amino acids. Gene Ontology annotation, cellular component: cytoplasm. Lineage: Eukaryota; Metazoa; Arthropoda; Insecta; Diptera; Stratiomyidae. Gene Ontology annotation, biological process: regulation of GTPase activity; signal transduction. The transcript is spliced from 5 exons.
GACAAUUCACGAAACCCCGUGAAAAGUAUCAAACGGUUUUGAUAUCUUUUUCGCGAAGAAGUAAUUGUCCGACUGAGAGAAUGUUCGUUGGCGGUGAUAAUGGAACAUACACUCAAUCUCCGCCAAAGUCUAUUAAAGUAAAAUAAUGUUUUCCACAGUAAAAGUUCGGUGAAAACAACAAGGUCGUACUUCCGCCAGUCCAGGUCCGUACAUGUGUCUGGGGACAUAGUGAGUGGUUUUCCUGGAAAGUAGCGUCGCGAAAAGGGACUCGCGUUAUGGAAAAUAGAAAGUAUGCAACGCUGCAGCUACCCCGGCGGGCUCCAGCCCCUCUACGUAACUCCGCAAGUGAUAGUUGCCUCGAGUCGGAAGUUAUCAGUGUUCUAGUGCGGGAAAUCAAUGAUAUCUCAACGGAAGUGAAAACGUGUAAAAUUCGAAUUGCAGAGCUGGAAAAGGCAAUUGAAGACUUGCACCAGAAUCGACGCAACAAUGUUCGAUCCAAGUUCGAUAUUUUAGCGGAUUUUCUCAAAUUGGGGAGUUGGCGAGCACCUCGGCAUUUGCGUAAGAGUCGAAUGUUCUUCCAGCGGAGACGAUCGUCAGAUUUGAUAAUUUCCGAAGAACUAAGUUACAAAACAGACCUUUCUUCCGUCACCAAGGAUAAGCUAUACUGUCAUGUCCCUAGAAUCGUUGUCGCCUGCUGCGAGCUUAUAGAAGAGAAAUCGAAAAACCAAAUGGUCGGCGGUCUCUACCGGGUCCCUGGAGAUUAUGCACAAAUCAAACGUUUACGUCGGAAAAUCACCUUCGAAAAUAACUACAAAUGCUUACAAGAAGUGCAUAGCAUCCACACACUGGCAGGUCUGUUGAAAAUAUUUUUUCGUGACAUCGAUCCACCGCUGAUUAAAAGUGACGAGAUCGAACGAUUUCCCGGCCUGGACACCGCAAGAUGGACGAUCUGCUUGCCACGAGCCAGGGUACGGUCGAUGCAGAAAUUCAUUGCAACAUUGCCGGAUGAAUAUCGGGAGACACUAAGAUACUUUUUGUGUCAUCUGAAGAAAAUGUGUUCUGACUACCCGAAGAAUUUGAGUUCACAAAGUGUCGCCAUUUCAAUCGGACCGUCGAUACUACACAUAACCGCGGAAUACCGAGGAAAUAUUCAAGAAAGACUGAAAGAAUAUGGGACCUUAAAUGAGUACUUACAUUUCAUGAUUGAUUAUUGCGACGAAAUAUUCAGCUGCAACUUCACAGCGCGAGCGCUAAACGACUCCCUACUAAAUUCGAUGUUUAUUGAUUAGUCGUUCCUUCGUUGAUGGAUCUCCAGACAAUGCAGUACAUGAAUUAUUACCAUGAAUUACUAAGUACUUACAAGUAUAUCUAUUUGUAUUGUAAAUAAAUAAUUUGUCUUACAUUAUUGUUGAAUUAAGAAAUAGUUUAUAUAGAGACAUAUGUUCUACAAAUUUAUUAUCUUAUUGUUGAAUAUAAAUAAUUUGUUUGUGAUUAAAUGCAUU